Messenger RNA from Trichomonas vaginalis G3, 1722 nucleotides. Its product is annotated as spectrin binding. Lineage: Eukaryota; Parabasalia; Trichomonadida; Trichomonadidae. Gene Ontology annotation, molecular function: protein binding. The transcript has a single exon. The record is from RefSeq and is a predicted model, not a curated record. Bases 1 to 1722 code for a protein of 573 amino acids.
AUGAGUGAUAAUAAACACUACUACCAAGAGAUUAUGGCUAUGAACAAGUCAUACGAUGAUACAUUUAAUGCAUUAUACAAGCUAAAGACAUACAAAGAAGACGAAAUCAACAAAAUUUUUGAAGGUAUGAAAACAAACUUAAUCGAUAAGGAAGCAUUUUCUCCAUCACAGAUGUGCAAAAUAGUUGCAAAUCUAGCAAGACACAGAAACAAAUAUUUUAAAUCUUAUUGGACAAUUUUCAUAAAAAUUUAUAAUCAAUAUCAACCAAAUUCAAUCAACAAAAUGUGUUCUGUUUUUGAUUAUUUUAUGAACAAAGAGUAUGGUAUCAUUUUCAAUAAAUCAAACAUGCAAUAUUUCAAACAAUUCGAAGCUGAGAAAUUUUCAUUGGAUGUUCAUGAACCAGGCACUAUCUACAGGGCAAUUAUGGAUGAUGACAAGUUAUCAUUUAUAGCUCUCAUCAAUUGCGCAGGAUUUGAUAAAGACAACAGGCUUAAAAGUGGAUUUUAUCCAGAUUCAAAAGAAGGAUAUUCAUUACUUGAAUUAUGCUGUUAUCAUGGUGCCGUUGAUUGUUUUAAGCUGCUUAGAACAAAAUUCAACUCAAAAAUUUCAGAUAAAUGUCUCGCAUUUGCAUUUUUAAGUGAAAACAAAGAAAUUAUGAGUGAGUGCUUGAAAGUUGUUGAGCCAGUCAUAACAAGACUCCCAAAUGACAAAUGCAUGGAAUAUGCACUUAUUUCACACAACAUCGACUUGGUCACAUAUCUGAUUGAUGAAUACCAUAUGGAACUUGAUCUAUUCCAAUGUGGAAUAUGUCAUAAUCUUCAAGCAUUUUCAGUUUACUUAGAUAGCAAAAGGAAUAUCGACAAAUGCUUCGCAUAUUCACCAUUAUUCAAUAUUCCAUCUCUUUGUAAAUAUUUACUUUCACAAGGAGCAAACAUCAAGUAUGAACCAAUAAGAGCCCAGUCAGCCCUUUAUUAUUCAGCAAUUUCAGAUAAUAAAAUUACAGCCGAAUUUCUUAUUUCGCGUGGUGUUCCAUUGUAUACCAAGGAAAUUAAAAAGUCACCACUUUGUAUUGCUGCGGAAUAUGAUAGCAGUGGAGUAGCAGAUGUCCUUCUUUCACAUGAUUCACAUAAAAAUGUUCCUUAUCAUGUUUACGAGCUGCCUAUUCAUAUUGCAGCAGAAAAUAAUAGCGUGGAAACAGCUAAAGUUCUUCGCUCGCAUCAUGUAUCGAUCAAUGCAAGGGAUAAAACAAAUAAGUUUACUCCUCUUUAUUGUGCAGCAGAAAAAAAUAGUGUAGAGAUGGCCGAAUAUCUCAUUUCACGUAAAGCAAUCAUUGAUGCACUAGAUCAAGGUGAACAAACACCUCUCCAUUUCACUGCAUUGAAUGAUAAUGCAGAAGUACUUGAAGUCCUCACUUCUCAUGGUGCAAAUGUUAAUAUUAGAAAUUGUCUCGGAAAUGCACCCAUUCAUAUGGCUGCAUCUAGAUUCCAAAAAAGAGCAUGUCUUGUUUUGUUUUCACAUGGUGUAAAUGUUAAUGCAAAAGAUGAUGAAGGAAAGACAAUUCUUCAUUAUGCGGCCGAAUUUAAUGAUGAAAAAAUGAUAAAGUUCUUUCUCGCGCACGGUGCAAGGAAAGAUGUUGUAGUUUUUUCCAGAAAAAAGCCAUAUCAAUUAGCUAGAAGCCCUGAAAUACAGAAAUUAUUGACUCCACGUAGUUCUAAAUGUUAA